AUGGCACACGACGAGCAUCUGCGGAAGGCCUUCUCGUACUUUGACAAGGAUGGGAAUGAUUAUAUCAAACCAGAGGAGCUCCAGGAUGCUCUAAUGGAAGAUGGCGCUGAUGAUUGUACAAAUGUAGCAAACGACAUCUUCAGGGGCGGAUUUCUGGUUUUUGGCUCUACUCCUUUGAAAAUUGGCGGAGAUUGGCAACAACACUUUGCUCUCCUCCAACAAUCAACAAUUGCAUGA
Linum tenue is the source of this 237-nucleotide messenger RNA. NCBI's taxonomy places the organism in Eukaryota, Viridiplantae, Streptophyta, Magnoliopsida, Malpighiales, Linaceae. The record is from the annotation of a GenBank genome assembly.